Molecule: messenger RNA, 1967 nt
Organism: Cuscuta campestris
Lineage: Eukaryota; Viridiplantae; Streptophyta; Magnoliopsida; Solanales; Convolvulaceae
Source: the annotation of a GenBank genome assembly
UCGUACAAAAGAGGGUUUGAAUGUUUUUAUAGCCAUGGUGCAUCAUUUGUGCUUUCAGAUAUUUUUAUUUAUUUACUUUUUCUGUUUUGUUUUCACACUAUUACCAUUUUGGUUCCCUCAAAAGUUGCUAAAUCUGAAAGCUGCAGCUGCAUAUCAUUAAUGAUUUCAAGGAUUUCCUACAGAUUUUGAAAUUGGAGAUUAGAAAAGAGCGUGUGAAGAAGAUGAGCGAAGGCCAACGGUUUCAGCUGGGGACAAUUGGUGCGCUCAGCUUGUCGGUGGUGUCUUCCGUCUCUAUUGUGAUUUGCAACAAGGCCCUUAUCAGCUCCCUUGGUUUCACAUUUGCUACAACUUUGACAAGUUGGCAUCUUCUAGUCACGUUUUGUUCCCUUCACGUGGCACUAUGGAUGAAAUUUUUUGAGCACAAGCCUUUUGAUCCAAGAGCUGUCAUGGGAUUCGGAGUGCUGAAUGGGACUUCCAUUGGCCUUCUCAAUCUGAGUCUAGGGUUCAAUUCUGUUGGCUUUUAUCAGAUGACAAAAUUGGCAAUCAUCCCCUGUACGGUUCUUUUGCAGACUCUGUUCUUUAGGAAGCAAUUCAGUAGGAAUGUCCAGAUUGCAUUGGCUAUCCUCCUAUUUGGCGUUGGAAUUGCAACAGUUACUGAUCUACAGCUCAACUUGUUGGGCUCUAUUCUAUCUCUGCUUGCCAUUAUCACGACUUGCAUUGCACAGAUUAUGACUAAUACCAUCCAGAAGAAGUUCAAGGUUUCUUCCACACAGCUUCUUUACCAAUCAUGCCCUUAUCAAGCAAUUACUCUGCUUGUAACUGGGCCGUUUGUUGAUGGGCUGUUAACAAAUAAAAAUGUGUUCGCAUUCAACUACACUCCAAAAGUGCUGGCGUUCAUUGUUCUAUCUUGCUUAAUAUCAGUUUCUGUGAACUUCAGUACUUUUCUUGUAAUUGGGAAGACAUCUCCAGUGACAUACCAAGUAUUAGGACAUUUGAAAACAUGCCUUGUGUUAGCCUUUGGAUAUGUUCUCCUUCACGACCCUUUCAGCUGGCGGAACAUCCUAGGUAUCUUUGUUGCCGUUGUCGGAAUGGUAGUAUAUUCAUAUUAUUGCACUAUUGAGAGCCAGCAAAAGGCUAGCGAAGCAUCAGCACAGGUGUCUCAGGCAAAGGAAAACGAAUCUGAUCCUCUGAUAAACGCCGAAAAAGGUGGCAUUCUAGCCGAUAGUGCCAAAUCAUCCCCCGGUUGGAAUUCAAGCAAGGACUUGCAGGCAUAAUAAUGCUUCUUCAAAUGAUUAUCAUUCUUCAUUCUUUGGCUUGCCCUCUCAUCCACACCAGGGAAAUUACUUCAGUGAUGAAGAUGUUGCUGUGAGGGUUUCCCUUCAUCAUCAUCAGAGAGCAAUGUGUAUGGGCAACUUAUAAACACAAAAAAAAAAUGUUUUACUGUUCUUUUAGUGCCAAAGAAUAUGUGCUUCUUCCACAGCAGUUUUGCUAUCAAGACAUGUACGAGUAAGCAGUACACUUUUAGGAAUAUAUAUAAAUUUUUUUUUAUAUAUUUCGACUGAAGAACAUUAUAGUUGUCACAGGAAACACAGAUAUAUACACACUUCCGCAUUUGUACGAGAAAAAACAGGGAAAUGCUUUUGCUUUUUGAACACCAAAGUUGCAUACGCCAACAUGCCCGCCCAUAAGCAAGUGCAUUAGGUUCACUUGCACAAGGCCUCCGAAAUAUAAGGGCCCAUUUUUAAUUUUAUCUUUAGCCCAUUACUAGUUUUAUUCUAUUACUCAAGCCCAAUAAUUAAUAAGAAAGGACUAUUCAGUGUUCCGCCUCAUCGUUUCCUCCGCGGCUCCCCCUAGUCGAACGCAAAGUUCCUCAGCUUCUCCUCUGGAGUGGGGCUUAAGUUGCUCAUUUGUACAUGACCUUCUAUAAUGAUUGGGCGGGCCUGUUGGUUACCACAGAGGGCAUAUGG